Acanthoscelides obtectus is the source of this 5867-nucleotide messenger RNA. Lineage: Eukaryota; Metazoa; Arthropoda; Insecta; Coleoptera; Chrysomelidae. The record is from the annotation of a GenBank genome assembly.
AGUAUGGCUUCAUCGAAGUCUUUCAUAAAGGCCAACAGCCAAAGCGAGAUUUCAACAAGCAGCAAAAAGCUGGACCGUCUAAACUCACUAAGAGGUUCUGUUCUCAGCGAGCCUCUCAUUGAGGACACUUUCGGACCUCUUAGCAACGUUAGAUUCGCUGUAUUUGCCCUGGGUUCGAGCGCCUACCCCAACUUCUGUGCGUUCGGCAAGUACGUGGACAACCUUCUGGGGGAGUUGGGUGGAGAACGCCUGAUGAAGCUAGCCACCGGCGAUGAGCUGUGCGGACAAGAACAGGCUUUCAGGAAAUGGGCACCGCAGAUAUUUCAGGUUGCCUGUGAAACAUUCUGCCUCGACGACGAUGAUACCAUCCUUGAAGCUACCAAUAGACUACAGAGCGAAUCUCUGACGUCACAAAAUGUUAGAUUUAUUGAAUCUCAAGCUACAUCUCUAGUCACGGGACUAGCUAAGUGUCAUAGUAAGAAGGUAACAGCUACACCGCUGAAGAAAAGAACGAAUCUCCAUGGUGAAAACUCGGCAAAAGCUACCCUUCUGCUGGAAUUCAAAAGUAGCCUGGCAUACAAACCUGGUGAUCACUUGGGGGUAUUUGCUAUGAACAGUCCAGAAAUAGUAGAUAAGAUUAUAAAGAGGCUUAAAGGGGUUACGGAUCCUGAUGUUCCGGUAGAGUUACAAGUCCUACAGGAGACACAAACGUCGAAUGGAGUCAUAAGGAAUUGGAAACCACACGAGAGGAUACCUUCAUGCUCAGUUCGAGAGCUUUUUAGUCGAUAUUUGGAUGUUACAACUCCCCCUACACCUAAUCUCCUACAACACUUUGCUUCGAUAGCAGUUGAUGAGGAAGAACAGAAGAAACUUAAUCUAUUGGCCACAGAUUCUGCGGCAUACGAAGACUGGCGACAUUGGAAUUUCCCAAACCUGCAAGAAGUACUGGAAGAAUUUCCUUCAGUUUCACCUUACGCUCCUUUGUUGGUAGCUCAACUUAGUAUUUUACAACCGAGGUUCUACUCUAUUUCGUCCAGUCCAGCAAUGCAUCCUAAUGAAGUACAUUUGACUGUAGCUGUAGUUGUAUAUAGAACACAAGAUAAUACUGGGCCAACACACUACGGAGUAUGUUCUAAUUAUUUACAGGAUGUUCCUAUAAAAGACGAUGUCUACGUAUUUGUUAGAAGUGCUCCCAGUUUCUACUUGCCAAGUGAUUCCACGAAACCAAUCAUUCUUGUGGGCCCAGGCACGGGCAUAGCGCCUUUCAGAGCAUUCUGGAGUCACAGAUACGUUCAAUUGAAACAAAAACAGAAAUUAGGUAAGAUGUGGCUGUUCUUUGGCUGUAGAACGAAGGACAUGGACCUUUAUAAGGAAGAAAAAGCGAAUAUGGAGAGAGCUGGGGUGCUGGAAAGGGUAUUUUUGGCACUGAGUCGGGAGCCCAACAUACCAAAGACAUACGUACAAGACCUGAUCAGCAAGGAAGGAGCCGAGAUCUACAGGUUAAUAGUGAUGGAAAAAGGACAUUUUUAUGUUUGCGGAGACUGUACUAUGGCUGAUAAUGUCUACCAGACGUUGAAAUCUAUUAUACAAAAAUAUGGAGGAAUGAACGAUAAUCAAGUGUUAAGUUACAUGAUGUCACUUAGGGAUGAAAACAGAUACCAUGAAGACAUAUUCGGCAUCACCCUACGCACUGCAGAGGUCCACAAUCGAUCAAGAGAAUCCGCAAGAAUAAAAAUGGCAACCCAACCCUAACAACAGUACCCAGAUGCUAUUAACCAUGUACUAGACUAUCGACAUUUGCAAUUUUAACUCUUCUACAUUUGAAACUAUGCGUACCUAUUAACUAACGUUGCUGAAAGUUUGCUUUACUGUUUAUAUUAUAGAUAUUUUUUAUAUCUUACAGUUGCAUUUUAGAAUAGAGGGAUAUUUAAAUAUAACGAUUGUUACAGAUUUCAUAUAUUUUACAGGAAAUAGUAUCUAUUAUUCGGUUAUAGAGUUCAUGAUUGCUGUUUAUGAAACACUACGGAACGUGUAGGUCGCGUCACACAUAAAGCAACCAAAUUUUCCAAGCAUACAGGUUGGCUGAUAAUUUACUUAUGUCAUUCAAGUUACAAAACAUCAUCGGAAGUUUAUAGCAUUACUUAAAAUCGCGGGUAACAGCUAGAGCAAAAUAAAACGUCUGCAUCGCUUGACAGUUGAUUGGGGCGAUGACAGGCCGCGCUGAUGCCGGCUUGAGGCUGAGGCCGCGCUGUUGCCGGCUUGAGGCUGACGGUGAAAAUUUUGGUACUUGCCAUUGCAAAAUAGUUCGGGGAUAAAAUCAUGCCUACAGCCUUUGUCCGGUCAUUAUAAAUAUGUGUAAAAUGUUUGUCCCUCCAUAUUGUGGUUUAGACAUGCUGACAGUCUAGACAGACAUUCGCAUUUAUAUAGAAUUGUUUGAAAUUGAUAAUUUAAAAAAUCCAUAACCGUGAAUUUAGCAUUGUAGCUUGAAUUGUUGAUAAAAAUAAUCCCAUCGAGUCAUGUUUGAUUUAUAUCUUUUGAGUACAGAUUGUAUUGCAAGAAAAUAUUAAAAAAAUUAAGAUCACCUGUAAUAAAAAAUGUACCUAUACCUCGCUACUCUAAGCUAUGUGAUUGUUUUUAGAGUUUGCUUGCCGCGUUGUAGUUUAAAUCGUUCGUACAGUCAUAGUCGGUCAUCUGUGCUUUCAUUUAUUGGCCAAAUUGAGACGGACACUGUUUCAAAAGUCAUAGUAAGCAUACACUUGCUGAAAAUGGAAAAAUAUUGUUAAAAAAUAUCAAUCUUCAUCAUUUCUGAUACGGGCAGCAAUCAUGGACGCUUUUUAUCUGUUAUUUUAUUGGACAAGGAACAAUCACAUAUUUAUAUUUUUUCACAUGUUACGAAAAAAUAUUUUGUUAAUGCGUUUACUUUUAGCUGAAAAAUGAUACUUUACGCUGUUGAUAUAAUACUUGAAGAUUGAAAAUCGGCGUAUUAAAAUGCACAAAUUUAACUUUUUACAUAUACGCACAUUUAAGAAUAUAAGGAUAUUGAAGAGAAAUAUUGAGAUCGCCACACUUUUAAAGGAUGAGGUUUAAAGAUUUCAUUUAAUUAUAACCAAAUUCCUACAAAGGAAAAUAGAAAUGGACUGCAUCUGAAAAGCUCAGGAUGCAAAUCAAUUUGAGAUUCAAUAAUAGUUAAUAAAGUUUUUGAGGAAACAUUUGAUUUUUCACAACAUCACUUUCAUAUUAGACGAAAAUACCCCUUCUUGCGAAAUAAUUUCGUAUUUGUGAGUAAUUCGCAAUAAAAGAUAAAAGACAUAUGUUUGAAUUUGUUUAGAACAAUAAACGUAACCCUUACUUUUUUGCAUAAAAAUAACAUUUAUCUUCCGGAAUGGUUUGAGAUUCAUAUAGGUAAGGUAAACUAGUGUAUUUUGCUAUAAAAUGUCAUUUGAAAUAACCCUGCAUAUUGCUCAAUAAACUAGUUGUGAUGGCCGGAAACAGGUGUUUUGGGAUAAACAAUUAGAAAUUCUCAAAAAACUACUUGACCAAUACUCCAAUUUUGUUAUUGUCAUUUAGAAGUAUGCAUCCUACGGAUUUUGAAGAAUUUCAAGUAGUUGCGUGAAAUUAUCGUCGAAUGACCAACAAGUGUCAAAACCUGCAUUUUGCCUCGUUUUUCGGACAUUACAUUUUUGCUAUUAGUCGGAGCUUUUUACGUAUUUUGUAUGACCUAAAAAUCUUAUAUGGAAAGUUUUUUCGUUCAUGUCGACACUUUCGAUUGCAUCCCAAAAAAAAACACUUCUUCUCAUUAUUUGCUGUCAAAUAAAAAGUUUUCCCACAAAAAAUUGUGUACCCGUUUUAUGCGUCUAUGUUUUGAAUACCCCCUUGAACAACUUGCAGCAAUAAAACCAGACUUUACAAUUAUUUCGAGGAAAUUUGCUAAUAUGAUUAGUCUAAAUCUCGUUGCGAUCUCAAUAAGUUCUUCAUUUUGGUUAUCACAAAAAAAUAGUGUCAACCAAAUCAAAUAUUAAUAUCAAAUAGAUAUCUAACUUUUUAUAUUACGUAGCACCCCUUGAAGUCUGUGGUGAAGCUUUUUUUUUAAGACUGGUCAAUUUUUCGUACGUCAAAUUGUAAAUACCACCAAAAAUGUCGUUAAAAUGUUUUGUAAAUAUACUGUACAUACAAACAUUGUGUAGUGUCCACGCUACCAAACUUUUUGUGAUAACCAUAAAAAUAUUUUAUCUCUCUUUGGACGCCAAUUUUGUAACCGGCACUUGGCAUGACAACUGUAUUAGGCUAUCCAGUGAGAAAUGAUCUUUCCCUACACUCUCCACAAUAACGCUUCCUUGGGGAGCAUUCAACAGUUUCCAAAAUUUAGAAAAAUUUAGGAACUUUCAAAAUUCUGAAAUUUUCAAAACCUAAAAUAUGUUCAAAAUUUGGAAAAUUCACAAAAUUUUUAAAUGUUCUCAAAGCUGUCCAAACUUCCAAUGCAAAUGUUACUUCCUCAAGGAAUCGUUACUAUCUGCUUAAAAAGUAGAGAUCAUUCCUCAAACUCGUCUAGAUCCUCAAUGAACGUCUACAAAUAAGACCCUUAUUGAUGAUCCAAUAUUUCAAAAAGAAAACAAACGUUUGACAGGUUGCUGGGUCACCUAACUUAAUUGUUCUGAAGUCUCCAGUCUUCUCAAACGUCUAAUAUAGGCUCUGUGAUUCAUACUUAUAUGAGGUGCAUUGUUAUCUUACUAAAAAUGAGUUUACGAGUUCAUCAUUGUUCAAAAUUUAAUGUACCAGGAAAAACAGACUAGACAAAGUAAAGAUCAAACAAUACAAAGUUAAUAAACGAUACAGAAUUUUGAGAGUUGACUAUUGGUUUGCGUCGCACAGUGGUCUAUUUAUGCGAAAACCUGACAAAAAUAAAAAAAACAGAAUCGAAAAUGAUUACCUAUUUCAGAGUAACACCUUAAGCAACAAGUUUGACACAUAAUCUCGCUUGCUCUACUUUUAUUAGACUAUUUAAACGUGAUGUUUUAGACUACCUUUUAACGGCAAAGCUUCUGUAUCAUUCGUUGUGUCGUCUUAAUAAACAGAGUCAACCUUCAUUUGACGUAAUCGAAACCUACCAUCAUUGGUGUUUUCGUGUACACCGUGUAUGAACCUAGAAGUACUGCGAGAUAAAAUCUAGUGUCAGCCAUUGAAAUAUAUAACCUUAUAUUAUGGCAGAUGGUCGGAAACGGUUAUUCAACUUUUUUUAAUGUUUCCUUAAAAUACCCUUCAAAUGUUUUCCUAUAGACAAACUGCUCAGAUUUUGACUCAACGAUCGCAAAAUUCUAUACACAUAUCUGGACUUGAAUGCUAGGCUUUUUUAAUUCCCUCUUGAAACGACUUUCAGAUGGCCUCAGUGAGCAAUUGACCUCUUAUUCGAACUUAGUAACCAGAAAAACUUGAACGAUGUGCUGUGUUGGGCUCAAAUGCUUGCUUUUGGAAAUGUUUAUGACAUGACCUUGAAAUCAAAUUCCUUAUAACUAACCCCUGAUGACAAAGCAGCGGACCCAAAGACCAUGUUUUAUUUAAAAUCUUAUUAUUUGUAUUUUUUGGCAGCUUUUCGGUAUUUCAGACCAGUGUACGUCGUGCAACAACGGAAAAGUCAAAGAUAUUGGAAAUCAUUUUAAGAUUGGUGUUAAACUACAGCUCUUACGACUUUGAACGUAUGAGAUAACAUGUGUUUUUAGAGAUAUUCUUAGUAAAGCAAAGCAAUGCACUCCGUAUAUUCAAACUUUAUCUAUUGUGAUUUAAAUCUAUCUCUUUACCUUGAUGUUGUACAUUAAAACAAUUGAAAUCAUCGAAUUUACGCAUAUAUCCAUUUGAAAAAUAAACAUAUUGAC